Messenger RNA from Penicillium mononematosum, 312 nucleotides. RefSeq lists its product as uncharacterized. The record is from RefSeq and is a predicted model, not a curated record. NCBI's taxonomy places the organism in Eukaryota, Fungi, Ascomycota, Eurotiomycetes, Eurotiales, Aspergillaceae. The transcript has a single exon. Bases 1 to 312 code for a protein of 103 amino acids.
AUGAAAGCUAACACCAAGGACGCUGUGAGUAUCGGUCUCGCUGCAUUAGGUAUCAAGGGUGCCUAUAGCGAAUGGAAGGAGGUUAUGGAGAAGAGCAAGGAAAAUACUCAUUUCCGGGAGGAAUGUGCUCAGCGCGCUGUUAGACGUGAGAAGCGUCGCGCUCGUAGCCAGGGUGCGCCUUCCCGUCAUCAUCGUUGGCCCGAUGAGAUCGAAUACGCGCCUUCGACGAUCGAUUCCCGGAGCGACCAUACGACUUUUUACCACGAUGGAAAUCCUUACGGGGCGCAUGAGGCACAGCAGAUCUCUUACUAG